This is a messenger RNA of Heterobasidion irregulare TC 32-1, 1188 nucleotides long. RefSeq lists its product as uncharacterized. NCBI's taxonomy places the organism in Eukaryota, Fungi, Basidiomycota, Agaricomycetes, Russulales, Bondarzewiaceae. The annotation marks the transcript as partial. The record is from RefSeq and is a predicted model, not a curated record. The transcript has a single exon.
AUGGAUGUUGAAUGUUCCCAUUGCAAAGCCCUUCACUUUUCCUCUGAAAAGCUAUCAUCCUCUACUCGCAAUCACAUCCGCUUUGGCAUGUGCUGUUUACAAGGCCAAAUUAGGCUGCCUGUGUUAUUGGACCCUCCUCAAACACUGCGUAAUCUUCUCUGUGGAGACACUGAGAAUGCCAAAUCAUUCAGGCUAAAUAUCAGGCAAUACAAUAGUGCAUUUGCAUUUACUUCUAUUGCUGCCAAGCUAUCAGAUCAUGUUACCACUACUUCUGGGCCAUAUGCAUUUAAAAUCCAUGGAGAACUUUAUCAUCAAAUGGGUACCCUGCUACCACCCAACCAUCUUAGACCUUCCUAUGCUCAGCUCUAUGUUAUUGAUCCUCAGGCUGCACUCAAUGAGCGCAACAAUGCCAAUCCCAACUUGAAGUCUGAGAUCAUGAAUAACUUGCAGGAUAUGUUUCAUGAGCACAAUCCUUAUGUUCCCCUGUACCGCCAUGCCUAUCAAAUCAUGGCAGACAAGAAUCCUGGAGAACGAGACAAGCUUGCAGCCCGUAUUGCUGUCUUGCCCAAUACUGAUCAUCGCCGCUAUAAUGAGCCUACCGCAGAUGAAGUUGCUGCCAUCAUUCCUGGAAGUGGAGAUGAGGAAGUAGACUUGCACAGAGAUAUUGUUGUCCGCUAUAACCAUGGAGGUCUAAAGCAUUUCAGCCAUCUUCACCCUCACUAUAGUCCCUUGCAUUAUGUGACAUUAUUUCCACAUGGCGAACAAGGCUUUCAUCCCAAUAUUCCUGCUCAUCCUGGACCUAAUGGCCAAAUGCUCUCAUCCAAGGUGUCUCAGCGCUGCUAUUAUGCCUAUCGUCUUAUGCGCCGUCUGCUUGAUCCUGAAACCAUCUUUAGAGCUGGCAAGCUAUUUCAGCAAUAUGUGGUUGAUGCUUGGGCAUCUAUUGAGUCUAGCAACCUUUUCUGGAUCAGGAACCAUCAGAAGGAGAUCAGAGCUGAAAAGUACCAGUCAUUGUUUGAUGCUAUCCAUGCAGAAGCUGAGGUAGACCUAGGCCAGCGGGGAAAACGUAUUGUGCUUCCCUCUACUCAUGCAGGCAGUCCACGUUAUAUGUAUCAGCUUUUCCAAGAUUCUAUGGCUAUCACUCACCACUGCCAUAAGCCUGACAUCUUUAUCACCAUGACUGCAAACCCU